AUGCAGCGAGCCAGCCCAGCUCUGCCGCUUCUGUGGCCUCGUCAGCGACUCUCCAACUUGACCUCCCUCCCUAGCCACAAGCGCACCGCGCCGGUCGACGGGCCCAGCCCCUCCGCCGCCAGUCCCGAUGCCGAGGACCCCGGCGGCCCCCAGGCGGACUCGGCCAAAAAAGCGCCGAAAUUGGACCUGGUUCUCGGGCGGGGCCAACCGGACCCCGGCCAAGUGGGCCAAGAAGCAAGCCAACGGUAA
This is a messenger RNA of Verticillium alfalfae VaMs.102, 249 nucleotides long. RefSeq lists its product as hypothetical. The record is from RefSeq and is a predicted model, not a curated record. Lineage: Eukaryota; Fungi; Ascomycota; Sordariomycetes; Glomerellales; Plectosphaerellaceae. Bases 1 to 249 code for a protein of 82 amino acids. The transcript has a single exon.